UCUCAGUUUCCCAUCUCUCUCUCAACGCGAAAGCUCCUUUUGCUGCCGGCGCUUUUGACAUAGUGUAGGUGUACGUAUGUGAAUGUGAGUGUCGUGUUCUCUCUCUCUCUCUCUCUCUCUUUCUCUUCGCCGAUCGAAAAUUAUGAUUCGACGAGGUGACUCCGCAAGGUGAUCGAAUCAGUCGCGCGAUCGGUUCCCGAGGACUCGUCGCGUUUCUCCUCGACUACGUUCGUGUUUACAAACGAUUUCAAAAGUUAUUAUCAUUUCUUUUAAAUUUUUCCCGAGGGAUUGAUAAGAUCAAUUGAUCUCUCUACGAGUGGAUUGACCGACAGGCAGGUUAACGACACCGAUGAUCGUGACUUCUCGUAAUAAUUCUCGAAGAAGGAAUUAAAAAGAAAAAAACAAAAAAAAAAAAAAAAAGAAAAGAAAACAAACGACGAUCGUCGUGUUGAUCGGUGAAUCAAUCGAGAAGAUUCGAGCGGGAAAUUUGAUUUUCUCGCCAAAAAAUCACGCGUAUGUUUUUUCUCGAGUGAUAACGCACGAUAAGGCUCGAAAUGAGGAUCGAUUGAAAGAAAUAAAAAAUAAAAAAAAAAAAAAAAAAAAAAAUAAAUAAAUAAAUAAAAAUAAAAAAAAAUAAGCAAAAAACGAAACGAAAAGGAAGAAAGAAAAAAAGAAAGAAAGACGAACGGAGAAAGAAAGAAAGAAAUCUUUCGAGUUUGGAUCUUUGAAGUGCCGUCGCGACGGUGGAGGAUAAAGAGGUAAAUCGGCUUGGAAAGAGGUACGACGAAGCUGCAACUGUGGAGGGUCUUUCCGUUUACUGGGAGGAUUUCGUCGAGCAGCAUCGUGUAAAUGCAGCUACGGCGGCGAACAUCUUUAUGAACUACUCCGCACAAGACAGGACCAGAAUGGUUUCGCACGUCAUUCCUGUCUCCGGGGAGCUGCAACAGGGUAACGGUAGCCUAGGUACUGCAGGACUAGGCAGUAUACAGGAUUCUCCUCACUCCUUAAAAAUAAAACAGGAGCCUUUUCAGCUGUCUCCACCAUCCCCACUUCCGCCACUUCAUCAAGUCCUCGACUUUGCUCUCUGAUUUCGAAUCAUCAUCGGGAGCCGAAUGGGAUGACCGAUCAUCAUUUGACGCCUCGAGAGCUCGUACAAUGCACGAGUGCAAAACAACGCUCCCGCUGCGUAUGCGCUAUAGUAAACACGAUAACGUCGAUAGAGAUAAUGAGGGAGGAAGAAAAAGGAUACGUAUGUGAGCAGUUUUAUGUCGGAUCUACAAAAUGGUUACAUGAUCAAUGCUUCGAAAGAUUUGGAAUCUUCCGUAUCUACUGGUAUCAACAAAAGUCUAACUACUCAUCAUCCGUCCUUGAGUCUUCAUCAUUCACACCAUAGCUUGCAUAGUCCGAAUUCGACGAUUUCAAUGCACUCUUCUACCCCAUCUCAACAACAACAACAGCAGCAGCAGCAGCAGCAGCAACAACAACAACAACAACAACAACAGCAUCAUCAUCUGGAAGACAAAGUGUCCUCUCCAAGUGGAGGACUUCAUAGUUCAACGACUAAUAGUAAUCCUUCGACACCCUCUGCACCAUCAACGCCUACUACUGGUACAGAAAAUAGUGCUGGAUCGAAUACAGCUACUAUAACGAAUAAUAAUAACAAUAGUAAUGGCAAUCCUGCUUCAACUACAGCCAGCAAGCCGCCUUUCAGUUAUGUUGCUCUGAUUGCCAUGGCGAUACAACACAGUGCACAAAAAAGGGCGACUCUUAGCGAAAUUUAUGCUUAUAUCACAGCCAAGUUUCCUUAUUUCGAGAAGAAUAAAAAGGGCUGGCAAAAUUCUAUUAGGCAUAAUUUAUCAUUGAACGAGUGUUUCGUCAAGGUACCACGUGAAGGUGGUGGCGAAAGGAAGGGCAACUUUUGGACCCUCGAUCCCCAAUACGAGGACAUGUUUGAAAAUGGUAACUACAGAAGACGCAGACGUAUGAAACGUCCAUACAGAAAUGCUCCUUAUCACAAAUCUAUCUUUGGCGAUCCUUUCUCGCCGACACAUGUCCAUCUUGGUCCUAGAAAUUUAUUCGCCCAUACACCAUCUUCCUAUGCACCUACUACUUACGCGCGAUACGAUACGAGUGCAUGGAGUCUUCAGCAACCACAAUUAUCCUACAGUCAUUGUCAGUCGCUUCAACCACAGUUACAAUCGAUGCAAUCGAUGCAGAUACCGACGAUGAACGGUUAUAGUCAACUGAGUACUUCGUUAAGUGAGUCUCUGCUCUAUCCUCCGAACUUCAGUUCUUUGAGCUCGCGAGUUAUUAGACGACCGUGCAAAGCUUUUCAAGGCAAUUACCUGGAUGUUCCAGGUGGAACGACUGGAUCACCAGGAACUAUGAGCAGUGGAUCAUUUGGUAGCACCUUCACGGCAUGUGGUAGAAGACACGAAACCAGCAUGGCGACUGAAACGAUGCCAGCAAGGUGCUAUUGGCCAGAAAUGGUGAACGUGAAAGAGGAACCAGGUAGUACCACGGCAUCGACAUCAGCCGUCGGCGGUGUUCCACCGACCAUGAUGGGAACAACGGUGCCAUCGAGCGUUACCGCGCCAGCUUUUCCCUCCGUCGAAUUUCAAACGCGAUCGAAGUGUUUCAUGUGAACUGUUUAAUCAAUCGAUUCGAUAUGAAAAAAAAAACAAACAAAAAAGAAAAGAAAAAAAGAAAAGGAAAACCGAUUUUUUUUUUUUUUUACUUUUGGUACGUGAAUACGUGCCAAAUGGAUUUGCGAAUUUCUCUCUCUCUCUCUCUCUCUCUCUCUCUCUCUCUCUCUCUCUGUACCGUUCUUUUCUUCUCUUUGUUUCUUCGAAUAAUUUUUGUUAAAAGAUAUGACGUCUUUAAAGGGAAAGGGAAUGGAUGAGGGUUAGAAGAAGAAGAAGAAAAAAAAAAAAUAGAAACAACGAAUUUAAAAUCGAAACGAAGAGAAUUCGUAUACGAUAUUUCCUAUUUCUGGAUGACUGGAAGCGAAAUAUUCUAGGAUUUUCAUCCGCGUUCCAUUUCGAGUCUUUUGAGAGAAGAUGACACCGACGAAGGACGAAGAGAAAACGAAUGAGUCUGGUAAGCAACGAAGGGGGCGAUGACGACGUGCGGGAUAUAUCGUCGCGAACCAUUGAAACGUUUCUCUGAGAGUCAUGUGAGAGAAUAAAAGUGAAAGAGAGAGAGAGAGAGAGAGAGAGAGAGAGAGAGAGAGAGAGAGAGAGAGAGAGAGAAAAGAGCACGAAUGCUUAUCAAUUUGCACGGUAAACCUAUUCCUUUCCUUCCGUCAACGCGACGAUAUCUCUUCUCUCUUAUUUCUUUACCUAUUCGAAUAUUUAUUUAAAAAUAUCCGAGUAAAAAAAUAAAAAAAAGAAAGAAAAAAAAAAAAAAGAAAGAACAGAA
Vespa velutina is the source of this 3420-nucleotide messenger RNA. Its product is annotated as fork head domain transcription factor slp1. NCBI's taxonomy places the organism in Eukaryota, Metazoa, Arthropoda, Insecta, Hymenoptera, Vespidae. The record is from RefSeq and is a predicted model, not a curated record. The coding region runs from base 1266 to 2645 and encodes 459 amino acids. Gene Ontology annotation, molecular function: RNA polymerase II cis-regulatory region sequence-specific DNA binding; DNA-binding transcription factor activity, RNA polymerase II-specific. The transcript has 9 exons. Gene Ontology annotation, biological process: cell differentiation; anatomical structure morphogenesis; regulation of transcription by RNA polymerase II.